Molecule: messenger RNA, 1382 nt
Organism: Frieseomelitta varia
Lineage: Eukaryota; Metazoa; Arthropoda; Insecta; Hymenoptera; Apidae
Product: cell division cycle 7-related protein kinase-like
Exons: 9
Coding region: 170-1339 (389 amino acids)
Biological process (GO): mitotic DNA damage checkpoint signaling; protein phosphorylation
Cellular component (GO): nucleus
Molecular function (GO): protein serine/threonine kinase activity; ATP binding
Source: RefSeq, a predicted model, not a curated record
UCAGCAUAUGUAUACAAUUUGCUUAGACUGGCGCCAAUAUCUAAUCUUUAAUAGGUUAUCGUACACGUGACAAUUUAUUCUUCAAUGUCAAAUAAUGAAAUUAAUAAUCUAUCAAACUAAAUAAUCUUUAAAUGGUUUGAUUAAGUGGACCAAAUGAUACAUUAAGAUCAUGGAAGGAAAAAAUCAGAUAAAAAAAGAUAAUGAUGAAAAUAAUGUUACUGUUCAAAAUACAGUUCCUCUGAUAAAAGAUUUAUUUCAUAUAUAUGAAAAGGUUGGAGAAGGAACUUUCAGUUCUGUGUUUUUAGCCACUUUAAAAUUAUCUGAUGGUUCUAAAAAAUUUGCAUUGAAGUAUUUAGUUCCUACUAGACAUCCUGAAAAAAUUGAGCGAGAAUUACGAUGCAUGCAACAAAUAGGAGGAAAGGAUUAUGUAGUUGGAUUAGAAUUAUGUUUACGAAGCUUUGAAACAGUAGUAUUUGUAAUGCCAUAUAUGAGGCAUGACAAAUUUGCAGAAUAUGUGCAAGAUAUGACUGUACAAGAAACAAAAGAUUAUAUGAUUGCAUUAUUAAGUGCAUUGCGAAGGGUCCACAGAUUUAAUAUUAUACAUAGAGAUGUCAAACCUAGUAAUUUUUUAUAUGAUAGACACAACAAAAGAUAUUUAUUGGUUGAUUUUGGAUUAGCUCAAGAAUAUGUAGUAGAAAAGAAAUCUAACAAUCUUAAAUUACUUAAUUCUGAAGCACAAGUUACUAAACGGAAAAGAUCAGAUGAAAAUAGUUUAAAUGUUUCUUUUAAUACAACAAAAAAAGGUACAGAAGAGAAAUGUUACUGCUUUGGUAAAGCAAAAGUUUGUUCAUUAUGUAUAUCAAGAUCAGAACAGAUAGCUCCAAGAGCUGGAACACCAGGUUUCCGUGCUCCUGAAGUUUUAUUGAAACAUCCGUCUCAAACGCCAGCAGUUGAUAUUUGGGCGAGCGGAGUAAUGAUGUUAUGUAUUCUUAGUGGUACUCAACCAUUCUUUCAUUCUCCAGAUGACUGUACUGCUUUAGCAGAAAUAACAACUAUAUUUGGAUCAAAUAAAAUGCAACAGUGUGCGCGCAAAUUAGGAAAAAAAAUUAUCUUUAGUGAAGAUAUACCAGGCGUUGAUAUUGUGUCUUUAUGUCAGAAAUUACAAAAACGAAAUAAGGGUUUGUUAGAUAGUAAUGAUCGUAACACUUGCGAGAAGGUAUCAUUGGAUGCUCAGUUUCCAAAAGAAGCUUACCAUUUUGUAUUAGGAUUAUUGGAUUUGGACUAUAAAACACGUCUUACUGCAGAUCAAGCUUUAAAUCAUCCAUUUUUGAAAUUAUAACGUAAUUUUUACAUUUAAAAUUUUUUUAUUUUAUAUUUUGAUG